This is a messenger RNA of Aquila chrysaetos chrysaetos, 4287 nucleotides long. It is a transcript of the gene C20H3orf18, whose product is annotated as chromosome 20 C3orf18 homolog. The record is from RefSeq and is a predicted model, not a curated record. The transcript is spliced from 7 exons. NCBI's taxonomy places the organism in Eukaryota, Metazoa, Chordata, Aves, Accipitriformes, Accipitridae. The coding region runs from base 936 to 1835 and encodes 299 amino acids.
CCUGGGCCAUACUUGCACUCAGCCUCCCCAUUUGGCCCUCUGCAACCUGGACCAGAAGGGGCUUGGGAACAGAAAUGCCCUUAUCUGGACCUGGAACUAGUUGUCUAAGCCGUGUCAGAAACCUUUCAUACAGGACCGCUUUUAGAGCUAGGUCUCUGGGCUUGGGAAUCCUUCAGCAUGGACAGGACCCCGAGAGCAUGAACGAGAGCCACUGUUCCCACUUGAUCAGAAUUUCAGCUGGCUAAUUUUAACCUAGCCUAACUUUAUUCAGAGGAGCAAUGCACAGCAGCACAGCGUGUGGUCCAUGCAAAAGGGGUCUUUCUUACCCAAAGGCUUGGUAUCAGCUUCAACAUCCAAGUUCCAGUGGUUUUCCAUAACUGACACUGCAUUGAGAUGAAGGCCUAAGCCAUUUUGUUUCCAAAAUUCAGGAGCUGUUCGAGAUCUAGAGCCAUACUUUGCAAAGCCCUUGGGCCUGCUUCACUCCUUUCACUUAGGCUCUUUUUCCACUUUUUGUUUCCUUGGUGGUGGCUUUUUUUAAAAUGUGAAUUAUCAUCAUGGAGAGUUUCCCUGAAUAGCACGAAUCAAUGAUUCUCUCUGAGGAGCUGCUUGGUCUGCCCAAUACCUGCUCAACAAUUCCUUCCCUUUCCCUGCCGGGCUGCAGCUGCUGCUGCUCCUGCUGCUGCUGUGGCACUCAGAUUUCAAAUUUGCCAUCUUUGUGCCAAAGUGUCCACUACACCUGAGCUCCACUGUGGUCAGUAAUGGCUGGGGAGAUCCAGGCAGAAAACAGUGUGGUUCCUAUGAAGAAAAACAGCCAGCAAUGAUGCUACAGGUCAGGUCUCACAUGAGGGUCUGUGAUACGAAGGGCAGCUCGCCGCUUCUGUAGCUGAUGGGUGAGGACAACAGCUUGGUAAAAGGAGCUACCAAGAGCUGGCAGGAUGAGUUACAGCUCACCCUCUGUGCAUGACUUGUAUCACAGCACCACCACCACGGCCAAGCCAGACCCAGGGACAACUCUGGAUGUGACUGUACCAGAAACAGCUACCAUAAGCCCUGAGACUACCAGUUUCAACAGCACCAAAAUCCCAGAUGUGGCCAACACUGGACCCGGCAUGAGCACAAUGCUGCUGUCCUUUGGGAUCAUUACUGUGAUUGGGUUGGCUGUAGCUAUGGCCCAAGGAGGAGUUUUUCCAAAAGCCCCUAGGAGAACCUGGAAACAUUAUCCUGGAAACGGUCAUAAGUUCCCAAGAGCAACAUCCAGCGUUCGUAGUUCCCAGAACAAGGCUCUGGAGGCCACAAGCCUCACUUUCUUCCCAGCGCAGCCACUCUUACAGGCUGACACGAGGAAAUCUACAGAUGAAAACCACAAAGGGAAGGUUUUUCAUCCACUCUUAAAUUGCAAUGUUCUGUAUAUCAGGAAGAGGAAGAGGCUGGAGAAGCUACGACACCAACUCAUGCCCAUGUACAACUUUGAUCCCACCGAGGAACAGGAUGAGCUGGAGCAGGAGCUGCUGGAACAUGGGCGAGAUGCAGCAUCUUCCCAGGCAUCGCAGAGCAAGACGUUGCCAAUGCCAUCAAUGCAUGAACAAUACCUGCCCCUGCUCUGGGAUCGUGCUGAGACUGGGGAGGAUGAAGCCAACAAACCAGUGACUUCCCGCAAGCAUGGCCGAUCCACUGAGCCCAGCUGGUCACCCCGUUGGUUUGUGUUACAAAUGAGCACAAGCACUGGGAACUCUCGUCACUUUGGGAAGCAAACCCUUUGUGAUGGCAGUGGUGAUUUUUUGGUGCGUCUGUUACCACUAAAAGGUCCUGAGCUCCAGUUUCUGGGCUGGUGCUGACUGAUACCAUCUACCAAGCUGCGUGCUUAGGAACAGUGCCUGCUUUGUUGUAGAUUAACUUGUCAGAGCACAUGUGCAUGCUCUCUGGGUCAGGGAAGGAGGAGAUGCAUGUUUCAGAGAGCUUCCCCGUUGGCUUUGUGCCACCAGACCCCAAGGAGAGUGAUGAAUGAGCCUCUCCCUACAGUGACCGCAGACUUUGGCAGAUCCUGGAGGGGUGACUGGUGGCAAAGCCCCUUUGAGCAAGGAGAGCUGACUCCUCUAGCUGAGCAGUAACCUGGGGCACGCCAAGGAGAACACAUACUAUGGGCUUAUCCCCCUUGUGGCAUGUGGGCUGCUGAUAAACGUGUGCCCGGGGUAAUGUUGAAGCAUGGGGAAUUCACUAGCUUUAAAAAGUGAAAUCGUGACCAUUUGGCUGAUUACAUCUUAGCUGAGGAAGUGGCUGAAUAUCCCAAAUUAGGGCUGCUGUAUAGACAGAGGGGAAUUCACACAGCUAGAGGCAGAGGGUGUCAAUGUCUGGCUAUGUGACUCCCUGCCGCUGAGCUAGGGAUAAUGGUGCUUGGGCCACAGAGAGGAGUCCAGCAGAACUGGGGUUCCGGUACCACGCGUCGCCCUCCUGCUUUGGCUCAGGGAAGUUUCUACAGUGCAGAGUAUUAUCUAGAAAAAAAGAUCAAGCCUUGAAAUAUUUGCUUUUAAAUAAGGAAAAACAUGUAUUGGCUCAAUAUUACAACAGCCCCAUGUCUGCCCCCAGAGGUGACUGAACAGCUGGUUCGUACUGCCUUACCUGCCAGGAUCUGCAGUCAGAGCCUUCUCUUCUUCCUGCUGAAGGAAACACGGAGCUUUGUGUUAGCCUCUGCUCAUGUUACCUGCUAAUGCAGAAGGUGGGACUAGACAGGUAAGCCAGGAGUUUCCCUGUAACCCUGAAGCAUCCCUCUGCCUGUGCGUCCUUCAGGGCUGCAGGAGGGAGAGAGCGUGAAGGGGUCUCUGGCCACCUUGGCAUGCUGCAGCGUGGCAUGGGGGCUGUCCUCCGCAGAGCCUUUUGGUGGCCGCCAGCCCUGAGUGCUGCAGGCCAGCACAGCAGCCGAGGCCAGCAGCAGAGCCUGCAAUGCAAGCAUCAGUACCCAGCCACGCACUGAUCACCUCCUGAUUUUUUCGGCAGUAUGUGCGUUUGUUAGUCAGGUCAUAUUCCAUCCACAGCACCAGUCAAAAGGGAAUCAGGGCAGGCAAAAAUUUGAAUGCAGUUCUAAAGGUAGGCUUUAUGCAAGGUGAUCUUUCACUGAAUGGCAAUUCAGGUAUUAUGUGCUUUAUUGCAAGUUUGGACCUGCCAGUUAGUUUUUGUUCUCCCAAAUAUUUUUUUUUCUUCCCCACUGUGAUUUUGUUUUUUUCCUGUGUUUAUUAAAUGCAGACUCUUUCCUGGGCGUGUGCCACUGACCCCUGCAGUGCACAGUUGCUUACCAUCCUUCACUGGCACGGCUUCCUCCAUGGCAGUUUUACAGGGCUAAGCUGCUUUAAUUUUUCAGUAUCUCUCUUUUUAAAACCAGGGAGUUCUGGGAGUGUAUUAGGGCUAGGAGUGUCAUCACCUGUGGAAAACGGUCCCUCCUCCAUACCCAGGAGAUCUGGUAGGAGGCACUCCCAGGCUGCUGGUUGCUGCUGGUGUUCGCACUCCAGGGAUACUGUUGGAAGGAAGGUACGUGGGUACAAAUACUCCUUAGAAUUCGGACACUAUCUGUGGGUCUUCCCAGAGGUUAUGCCUGUGUGACCAGCUGAGAAGCCAGUAAAUCACCACACACACACGUGCACACUUACCAUCUCCUCCGAGCACUCACUGAGGGCAGCCAGCCACAGACAUCAGACUUCUCCCUUCAGCAGCUGGUGCGUCGCUACCUGUCACACUCCCAUGCUCUGCAGCAGGACAGGGAUGCAAGUGGCAGCAGGGGUGCAUGGCUGUCCUAAAUCAUAACAUUUCCCCUAGAACUCUUAGGAUUGGAACUUCAUUUGUUGGUUUAAAGUCAAUAAAAGGCAAGUGUAAGCUGAGCUGUUUCCUCAAACUGACGGCCUACUUUGUGCUCUUUAUCCAACUCCAUGUGCUGCACAGGCAGCUGCCAAGCAGUGCAGGUCAGGUGCUAAAACAUGCACCUUGUUCCACGUUAAUACUGAGAUAUAUCUUGUCUAACAAACACACCUACAGAGGAAUUCUCUUUAACCAUUCUUCCUGUAAUGGUAGGCUUUGUCCUGUGAUGACUGCCCUUAGAUUAAAGAAGUACAGGUAAUAAGACUAAAAGAAUAUUACGGGUAUUUGCUGGGCUUGUACUGGAGUAUUCUUUUAGUUCAGUAGCACCUCCUCUCACAGUUCUUGGAAGUAUAUGUACAAUUUAGCAGAAGCAUUAUGAUGUAAUUUAAUUCAAGUGUUUCUGUGUUUUAAGCAUUGAAAUAUAAUUAAACUAUUUACAUGAAA